Molecule: messenger RNA, 1790 nt
Organism: Bursaphelenchus xylophilus (pine wood nematode)
Lineage: Eukaryota; Metazoa; Nematoda; Chromadorea; Rhabditida; Aphelenchoididae
Source: the annotation of a GenBank genome assembly
AUGAGCUUGCCUGAUUGGUUAGAGCCCUACUUCAAUAAUACUGUCACUUGGGUACAACAAACUCUACGGGAAACUGAUUGGGAUUAUAUGGAGGUAAUCUUGGUGCUCUUAGACGACCUCUUUUCAGUACCUCUUCUGGGUUUUCCUCCCAGUCUUCAUUGUAUUUAUCCUCCCUGUCCUCUUGUUGUUGUUUAUCUACGGGUGUGCAAUCUUUCUUCACAUUUAUGGUUGGCGUCAUCGUAUCAUCGAGGCAUAUGCCUCCAGCUAUUGGGAUGGGGCACGAACAUCAAUUGCAUCGUUUUGGGAUGGUGUUGGGUGGAUUUGGCACGGUAUGUGGAACUUACUAGCACUUUAUUACCUCUGUAGGGUACGAAGUGAGGGGAAUGGAGAAUAUUCCAGAGGAUGGACCAGUUCUGUUUGUGGCAUAUCACGGGACAUUACCACUUGACAUAUAUUAUUUGAUAGCUCGUGUUCACUUAGAAAAAAAGCGUCAACUUCACGUCGUUGCCGACAAAUUUGUUUUUAAAAUACCCGGUGAGUUAAAUUAUUAAAUAUUAUAAUUAAUUUUCCUAGGAUGGGGACGAAUUUGUAAAGUUUUCUCUGUCACUCCUGGUACGGUAGAGGAUUGUGUGGCGUGUCUGAAAGAAGGUAAUCUUCAAAUUAUCGCACCUGGUGGGGUGCGAGAAGCUCUUUUCUCCAACCCAGUUACUUACAAGGUUAUGUGGGCCAAGCGAUUGGGAUUUGCGAAAGUUGUUCAGGGAGCCAAAGUUGUAAGGUUGUGGAAGUAGCCCGUUGUCUUGCUAAAAAUCUGGUUUCGAAAUUUGUAAAUUUCAGCCAGUCAUCCCAGUGUUCACCGAGAACUGUCGAGACGCGUUUAGAACCCCACGUUGGGGAAGAACACUGUUCCGAGGUCUCUAUGAGAAAAGCCGCAUGCCAUUGUGUCCAAUCUACGGAGGAUUUCCAGUCAAAAUGAUAACUCAUCUUGGAAAGCCAUUGCAUUUUGAUGAUACAUACACCCCCGAAGACAUAAAAAUGGUGGUUAAAGAGAAGGUGAAGGAACAAAGAAUUGCUCAUCUAAAUUUUUAGGUUGAAAACUUGAUCCAGACGUAUCAACGAAUCCCUGGAAGCGUGAUUGCAGCAAUCUGGCAAAGGUUCCAGACUAAAAAACACCGCAAGGCGUCAAAGUCCGGAAACCCGGGUAUUAGAUUGGCGUCAGAAGACGAUGAGACCAUGCCACUGACCGACCACGGCUCAUCCAAUCCACCGACUUCGAGACAAGAAGAGCCUGAAACUUCUCGACUAGACGACUUCCUAAAGUGGGUUUUUCAUUUGACAAGGAAUUUUAUGGGGGCUCCUACUUUUAGACAGGCCAUGUCUCAAAAAAUCCGAAAAAUUGUGCUGAUCAGGGAUACGUAAAAAGUUGCUGCUCAAUUUUCCGUUUCUGGAGAAAAUGUGCCAAAAUCUGAACUCAAGACACAUUAUUUUAAGCAAAAUUUGCAAACCUGUAAAAAAUUGUGCGUAUUGGGUUUAUAUAGGUUUAAGUCAAUUUGCGAUUGAGUCUUCACCCCCUAAAACCCGCAAUUGGCAGCUUAUUUUCACAUAUUCAUAAUCAGCAUGAUUUUACGUAUUUUUUGAUAUACGUCCCGUCUAAAAGUAGGAGCCCCAUAAAAGUACUUUCCUCGUAAAAAAUGCGAUUUUUUAGCUCCGGAACAAGUAAAUCUGACGAAGAUGAAUCAGCCAGAUUCCCCAUUGAGGAAAAAGAAGAUGCCGAUCUCUCCGAGUUUUCGUAG